AUGGAUUGCAAAAAUGCAAAAGCCAUAUGGGAUAAACUAUCCAGUAUUUAUGAAGGUGAUUAUAAAGUUAAAGAAGCAAAACUGCAGAUCUUUAGGGCUAGAUUUGAAAGUUUGAAAAUGACUGAAGAUGAGAAAAUAGCUUAUUUUUUUCUUAGGAUUUCACAAAUUGUAAAUUCAAUAAGAGGUCUUCAUGAAACUCAUGGGGAAAAGGCUAUUGUUAAAAAGGCUCUAAGGUCUUUGAUGCCGAAGUAUGAUUCCAAAGUCUCAGCUCUAGAAGAAAGAGACUUAAAUAAACUUACUAUAGAUGAAAUGCAUGGUGUUUUAACUGCUUAUGAAAUGAGAAUAAGUGAAGACAUUCAACCUAGUAAAGAAACUGCAUUCAAAACUCUGAAAAAAGAUAAUGAUUCAUAUAAAGAAGAAACUAGUGAAGAUGAGGACAACAGAAAGUUAGGAAAGAAAAAAAAAAUUCAAAACAAAAAGAAAACCUUCUUUAAGAAAAAGAGCUUCUAUGCAGAUGUCAUAGAUAGCUGUUCAGGUGAAUCUCUUGUAGGAGAUGAAACCUUGUUUAUGGCUAUUUUAUCUCCAAAUGUGACUCAGGAGGACACUCCUUUUGAGCAUUCUGAAUCAGAAAUCGAUCUAGAAGGAGAACUGAAAUGUGCCCUCAAAGAAAUCAAAAGAUUGAGAAAAGAAUAUGUUACUCUAAAGGAUCAAUAUCAAAGUGCUAAUGAGUGCAUGUCUGGUUUAACUCUUCAAUUAGCAGAAAAUAAAAGGAUUCUUGAAGUUACUCAAGGGAAAUUGAGUGAUAAGGAAAAAGAAUGUCUUUCUUUAGAAGAAAAGGUUGUCUUUCUUCAAGAAAAGUUGAAACAAAGUGCAAGCAAUUGGAAUUGUUCUGUCCCAACGAACAAUGUUAAUGAUUGCAAAGGAAAAGGCAUCCGUCAAGCUGCUGAAGGAGAAUCCUUAAGUAAUUUUGCUAUCAACAAGACUGCUGAAAGAACUAGUAAGUUUCUAACACAUGGCUUUCAUUUCUUUGGAUAUUGUUUUAACUGUCAGCAAUAUGGGCAUAAAGAAAAUACUUGUAGAGUUAUGUCUAUAAGAAAGUCCAAUUUUGUAAAUCAAAGUUUAUACAACUUUCUUAGCACUAUUAGAUGUUAUCACUGUAAAAUCAUGGGACACAUUGCAACUGUUUGUAACUCGGGUGCUUUUCAACAAGUUCAUAAAUCUAUCCAACUAGAUAAGUCCAGGAUGAUUUGGAAACCCAAAAAGAAGAUAGAAGCUUUAGUUGUUCAAACUGCUUUACACUCUGUCAAAAAGAAUCACUGGGUUGUGGACAAUGGGUGUUCACAUCAUAUGACCGGAGACAAAAGUAAGUUUGUUGUUUUUGAAAAUUAUUCACAAGGAUCUGUUAGGUUUGGGAAUGAUCAUUGUAUUCCUGUUAUAGGCAAAGGAACUAUUUUGUUGGAUAAUGAUACUCCUUUGCAUGAUGUAUAUUAUCUAGAAGGUCUGGCUCACAAUCUUCUUAGUUUAAGUCAGAUCCGUGAUAAUGGAUUUGCUGGUUGUCUUGAUGACAGAAAAAGCAUUUCUGGGGGUGCAUUCUUUCUUGGCGAAAGAUUAGUUGCUUGGCACAGUAAGAAACAAAAUUCAGUUUCCUUAUCCACUGCUGAGGCAGAAUACAUUGUUGCAGCAACUUGUUGUACUCAGGUGCUGAGAUCAGCAUGUAAGAUUGUAGGUUUGGGUAAUGCUCGAUCCGGCCUCGUAGGUUCUAGAUACUACGUUUUUCCAGAGAUGACGUGCCUUUAUGUGCAGUGGUUCAGAAUUCUGGUUGCUUGA
Molecule: messenger RNA, 1827 nt
Organism: Cryptomeria japonica (Japanese cedar)
Lineage: Eukaryota; Viridiplantae; Streptophyta; Pinopsida; Cupressales; Cupressaceae
Exons: 4
Coding region: 1-1827 (608 amino acids)
Molecular function (GO): zinc ion binding; nucleic acid binding
Source: RefSeq, a predicted model, not a curated record